Molecule: messenger RNA, 1990 nt
Organism: Mangifera indica (mango)
Lineage: Eukaryota; Viridiplantae; Streptophyta; Magnoliopsida; Sapindales; Anacardiaceae
Product: AP-5 complex subunit zeta-1
Exons: 16
Coding region: 144-1850 (568 amino acids)
Cellular component (GO): AP-5 adaptor complex
Source: RefSeq, a predicted model, not a curated record
ACCUUGCUUACGCAAAUGCUUUAGCCGGAGCUUGGAUUGGGUUGGAUUGGCGCCGGAAACUUCACAAAUCAUUCCUCAAUUUCACGAAUCAGAAAUAUGUAUAUAUAACAAAAGUGAAAAACACUUCCCAAAUUUGAAAAACGAUGUCGGAUCCUGACAGAAACUGGGAUUUCUAUCUGCGAACCUUAUCGAACAGCGCUCGAGACUCCAAUCUCGCCACUGAUCCUGCCGCCGAUCCGUCACUUGUCAACGCUGUUAAGAAACUGUACGAGUUGUGUAAAGAAGAGAAGAACGAGGAUCUCGUGGCUAGGGUUUAUCCUCACUUCAACAAGCUCUUCCAACGAUCUGUUGCCUCGCUUUCUCAAUCUCGAACCUCCAAUAGCAUUCUCUUACUGGCUAUUAUUCAAUUUUUUCUUGACUUCAGUGAGAUGGUUUUGCAUGAUGCUGAUCCCAGCCUUAGGACAUUUUUUCGUUCCUGUUUGAGCCGUGAAUUUGCAGAUCCUACUGUUGCAGAGGCAACCCUUGAUUUUCUGAAUGUAAACAAGAGAAAACUUCUGACCUCAUUCCCUACACUGCUGCCUCAGUUUUUUCCACUGUUGUUAAAGCUAAUAGCAUGGAAUGGAGAAAAAUUAGAGAAAGCUUUCCUGAAGGUUUUUCCUGCAUUGAUGUCACCUGCAUCAUUUCUUCUGUUACUUUCAUCUUUAGUGGAUUUACCAAUUUUGGUUGUGGCAUUGGAAAAGGUUGAAAAGAAUUCAGGACCACUCAUUGGAAGCAAUAUAGCUACAAUUCAGAAGAGCUCAGCUCCUGAGAUGCAGAUGCUACUUGCACUUAUGGAUGAAGCUUAUACUGGUUCAACCAUAGCAGAUGGAGGGGGAGACUCUGAAUCUGAGGAUAGCAGUGCAAUCGAUGUAGCUGAUCCUCUGUUUCUUGAACUUCUGAAGGAUGAAAAUGAUGGGCUUGCUGAAAGACACUGGACUAAUCCUACAAUGGCUGCAACACUGCAAGCUGCAAUAAAUAUCCCUCAAUCUGAGAGGUUGAAGCAGAUACUGAAAAUGACACCUCGGUUUUUGGAUAUGUAUUUUUCCAUAGCAUUACGUGAUGUCAAUGAUUCUUUAAUUUGUGCACUAAUUCCCCAGCUUAUGACGAGAAAUGCUACUCUUUUCUUGGACAAGAACUUUUCGUAUGAGGUUCGUAGGCGGCUUUUAGAAUUUAUGCUUGCUGCAUUUCAGCGGUCUCCAGAUUUUAUUGCACUUCUGAAGAAGCCUAUAGCGGACAAGCUUGGAGAAGCAUAUGAUAGCCCUGCAAAGAUGGAGUUGGCAUUACAAUUAUGUUGGGCCAUUGGGGAGCAUGGUGGAGGUGGUGCAUCUCACAAAGAUGCAGCUCGCGAGCUUUUUGAGAACUUAGAACUACUUCUUUAUGAGAACCUUUCAUCAAGCCGUCUUGGCCUAAGGCAGGAAGCCCUUACAGCUGAGAGUGAAAAGUACAGAAAGUCGUCACAAUCCAGGCUUCUCUGUUUUGUUGUUACAGCUAUUGCAAAGCUAGCGACAUAUCACCGUGAAUUAUUACCAAGGGCACGUGUAUCCUUGGGCAAGGUAGCGCGAUCUCGAAUCUCAGAUGCAAGGGUCUGGAAGCGUGCUUGUGACUAUUUAGGUUUAAUGAGCGAUCCUGCAAUUUGUUUGUCUAUUUUGGGGCCUUCACAACCCUCACGUGGCAUGCAACACCCGGGCACUGUCAAUUGGAGUGAAGGCGGAAAAAAGAUGGUUGGACAUAUACCCUUUUAUAUUCUUGGUGAACAAGAAGGUCCACCCUUUCAUGAUUUUGCAUUAUCAGAUAUUCUACCAAGAAGAUGAAGACUAGAGCGACUUGUGGUAACUAUGUGUAAAUAAUUGACCUCUGCCCUAUUAUUUUCCUAUGGCUUAAAAAGGUUUACCAAUUUUGUUUUUAAUUUUCUCCUUUUCUAAUCUAUUGCAUCUGUUGCCUUCUUGAGAAA